Haliotis rufescens (red abalone) is the source of this 1565-nucleotide messenger RNA. RefSeq lists its product as uncharacterized. The record is from RefSeq and is a predicted model, not a curated record. The transcript has a single exon. The coding region runs from base 330 to 1388 and encodes 352 amino acids. Lineage: Eukaryota; Metazoa; Mollusca; Gastropoda; Lepetellida; Haliotidae.
AACAGAUUAUUGAUAUUGUUGCUUAUUAAUAUGUGACAUCUUUAGCUGAUUACAUUAAAAAUAAUAAUUAUUUAGGGUGAAAUAGAGGAAACAUGACUGUGUCAUUUUAUAUGCAUUUGAUUGUUAUUUCAUAAUAUUAAAGCUAGAGUCCAAAUAAUAUUAAUAAAUAUAACUAAUUUUGUUUUUGCAGUGCCCGGGAGGCUUGUAAUCAUGUAUCAGCCCUGCUUCAUGCCCUUGCAGACAUUAGUCAGAAGAAAAAGGAUGGUUUGCUUUCAUGCACAUCAGUUGAGUGCAAGUGGAAAAUUCCCAGAAAAAGGAAGUUGGAUCCAAUGAAAUCGGAUGACUUGAACCUGAUGUCAAGCGGCAGGAAUAGUCAACAAAAAGGUACUGGGACUACACAAGGUACUGUCGGAAUACAGAAUGGAACAAUCAACAAAAGAUCAAUGUGUCCCAAGAGCAACAUGCCACAGACAACAAUACAUCUCACAAGAUUUAAUAAGAAGUUAAUUGGUCAUGAAACAAAAAGUAAAUGUGGAUAUGUUGUUAAUACAACUACUGUUACUCAAGCUCCUGAACCUAUGCCAGAACUUCCAAAAAUACCAUGCAUUGAUCGUUGUAUUCCUGACUAUGUUGAUAUUAAAUCGCCAACCUGUCAAACUACCUUUCAAAAUUAUUUUGAUUCCAUGAAAGUGUCAGAAAAGGAUGUGAGGUCAAUAGAGAGAAUGACAAGAGGACAACAUAAAACAAAGUUUUGGAAGGAAGCCAGAUUGGAAAGGAUAACAAGUUCACAGUUUGGCAAAGUAUUUAUCCGACAGACAUCUACAGCUCCAGAUAGACUUGUAUGUGACCUAAUGGGAUAUCGGGGCGAAUUUGGUAACAGACAUACCAGAUGGGGACUUUCACAUGAAUUGGCAGCAAGGCGGCAGUAUAUCAACAAAAUGGCAGGUCUUCAUCCACAGUUGAAAGUGUCUCAGUGUGGACUUAUUGUGAAUACAGACUACCCUUACCUUGCAACUAGCCCUGAUGGACUUGUGUCAUGCACAGAUUGUAGUACAUGUAGUAAUCAACAUGGCUUAGUAGAGAUUAAAUGUCCAUCUGUUUUCAGAGAUCUAACACCAGAAGAGGCUGCAUCAAAUACAAAUUUCUUCUGCCAUAUUGUGGACAAUAAUUUGACUCUAAAAGAAAACCAUGCAUACUACUUUCAAGUACAAGGACAGAUGGCCUUGACCAAAAGAACUUGGUGUGAUUUUGUGGUGUGGACUCUCAAAGGGAUAUCUAUUGAAAGGAUUACAUUUGACGAGAACAAGUGGCAUCAGAUGGUCACAAGGCUUCGCAGUUUCUAUCUCUCAGCCAUUAUUCCUGAAAAAUAUACCCGACGUGUCCAGUGAGGUGUUUCACUGUAUUAGAUUGACCAUUGUACUACCAUCUUACCAGUUGUUUUACCCUAUGCUCACUCAGUCAAUUCAAUGUUUCACUCAAUACCAUAUCAUAUCUUUCUUUGAUAGUCAUAGAUACUUACCAUUCAGUGGGUGAAUUGUUACUUAACGCCGCAUUCACGGCGACUG